UGAUGGACACUCCCUCUUGUUAGGUCAGUCAAAGGGUUGGUAUUGCAGUUGUCUCCACCUGUACUUCUUCUUCUUAUGCGAGGAAUGAUGAUAAACAGAAUUUUUCUGACGACUAAUCCUUAUAUGAAAUAAUUCAUGUGGCACUGCAUCGAAGAAAAAAAUCAACCUGCGAGACAGAAAAACGACCGGAGAAGAUGGCCACAUCACAGAUUACCUAAGGUCGGCAUCCUGUGCAGAAAAUGCAUCUUUUUUAAAGACGUGGAAAACCCAAGACAUUUGAAUAAUGCUGUACUAUGCUGAGUGCUGACCAUGCCUGCAGAGAGGAAACGAAGAUAAGCACCACAGCUUUUUCUUUUGUCGAAAGGAAGCAGUCCAAAUAAUAUUUAUGGUUUUUCAAGUGACUGCACAGUAUAAUGUCGUCCAUGAUGUCAAGAAAAGACAACAGAAAAGAUUUUAUUUUUUUGUCUACAAAGGCACAGAUGCUGUUCUUUGCUGUCUGAAAAAAAAAACAAAAAACAGCAGCAACAAGUAUGAAUGUAGCGGUGGCCGCAUCAUUUAUCAAUUUCUGCUUCCCAAGGAUGUGAUUUCGAAGAUGUCGGUCAAAUAAAUGAUAACAGGCAUCACAGAUGCCAGAAGAUGAGAAGCAAAUAAGCUGUAAUCUCUUGAUGACAAAAAAAAAAAAAAAAAUCAAGACAAAGAAUCUUCUGAGUCUAUCUGAAGAACUAUACUGGCGUGUAGCCCAUGGUAACAAGAUGAACAACAUCAUCAUCAUGGAGGAUAAAUGUGAUGGUCAAUAACAGCUGCCACAAUUGAAGAGGAAAUUGAAAAUGAAAGGCAGUCCUUGGCUGACAGAAGACAAAAUGAAAGCUUAUUUGAAAUUAAUUUCCCACAAAUUGCUUUUGUCCAGAGCAUCUGCACAUAAUAUCUCUCAAGCACUGUGCAGGAAUCAUCCUGAAAUGUUGAGGAAAUGCCUGAGCGAGCUUGAAGUUAAGUCUAAUCAGCAGUUGCACAGCACAACUAUUUGUAACCAUAUUGCUAACACGCUGUAUUAUACUUUGUCUAUGACUAACAAUUUUUCGUCGUGUCAUGUGUCUCUGAAGAUUUUGUUCUGCUCAAGUUGUGUCUGUGUUUGUGCUUCACAUUCCUGGGUGAUAUACUGUAUAUUGUGGUGUUUUAUGUUCAUUAUGUGUCUAUAAUCCUGUCGAAGUUCCAACCUGCCAUGGUGCUUUUGUCAGGAUUAAUAUUUACCUGUCCUGUUCCCUCUCCUGCUCUCACGUUGCGUGUUAAGUCGACGGUUCUGAGGGAGUUCACCCAGAUGACAAAGGUAUGCGAGCAAAAAACGAAAUCAGAUUGCACAAACGAUUCACCUUCUGUAAGUGCAUGACUCCAUGUUGGGUGAGUUGCAUGUAUGAUGUGGUCUUCAUCACUCCUUGAAAGGUGUCAUCCAAAGCGGAUGAUUCAGCUUUCAGUGUCACAACAGAUGCAUUUCAUUGUGACAUUUUAAACAACCUCCGUAUGAGUACUAGCUGCAGGCUGUUGCUAGAGGGCACUACAGCUGAUUGACAUGUGUCUACUUUAUAUCGUAAUUAAAAAAGAAAAAAAAAGCCACUUUCUAAACCUACGUCCACAUGCUUUUUAGUCCUGUACAAGUAUGUUGGCACAGUUCAGUCUCAAUAAGUGGACUUGCUCGACAGGGACAACUCCAAGGGGUGGCAUGGCGUCUCAUAAAAGUCUAACUAAUCUGACUACCCACCCCAGGGCCACCUUAAAAAUUUCCCAAAUCUUUAAGCUUUAACAUAUGAAUCUUGUAAAUCUAAGUUAAUACUGAGUCACUCAGUAAAAAGAUUCCCAGUGCAUAACAUUUCAGGCUGUACUUUUAUACCAUGAACACCAAAGCAAACGGAGUCACCCCUUUAAGUUUUCUGUAUUACCUAGAUUUUUGCCCAUUUCACGCCUGACCCACACACUCUCCUUGGCUUCACUGUGACAACCUCGACUGCCACAGAUACAAAACUGCAAUUUCUAUGAUCCUAGUAGUUCAAAGCAGGUCACAGAGAACCAUGUGCUGUCAGGUUAACACAUAACUCUGAAGUCUCGAGUUAAUCAGCUGGAAUGACACCCAUGACCUCUGGAAGCCCCUAAGCCUCACACAGCUCUCAAUAUCUUUUGAUUUCUUGUAUCACUGUGACAAAUAUUCUGAGUGGACUGGAGGUAACACAAGUGUGCAGUGCUCCGGGGUAUGAAACUUGCUUAAUAUAACCACAGCUGAAACUUGUCAUUUCCUUUUAACAUGACAAUGAAGGAAAUUAGAAGUGUAAGCCAACCAGUCAUCCGUUCACAUCAACAAAAAGAAAACUGGUGGUACCUUUGCAGCAGUUUGACUAAUGUAGUCCAGGACAAUUUAGACCAGUGACAGAAUCUAAUUUCACUGGUGCAUAAACAAAUGAAGAGACUUCAUUAUUACUUACUGUCUGUGCUUUCUAGCUACAAAUUGGGACAGCUGAGUGGCAAAGGACUGCAAACUUAUGACAAAGUAUAAACCGCCGACAAUGGCAACUGGCUGGCGCUGCGGUGAUGAGAAUAAACACAGCAUUACCCUAUAACAGUGGGGACAUGUUAGAGACUCAGCAGGUUCUGAAUGUAUAGCCCAUUCGUUUGUUCAUUUAUUUAUUUGGAAAAUCUAAUGUAUUUGUAAAGAAGUUUUCAAGACUUGAAAUGAGAAAAACACAAAUUUAAAAAGCUAAAUGAAAUGAAAAAGAUGAAAGCACAGAGCAAUAAAUAGAGGAAAGCACAGCAAGUGUAAGUACUUAAUAUUCAGUGUUAGAGGUGGUCUGUUACAUCUUCUGUAAGUUUGCUCCAGCUUUGUAAAGCUUUUUUGGACACCAAUGUGAGAUGCAAAGAUACAAAAUGCAUAUGAAUAAUACAAGUACCAGCCAGUGACACAGUCUGAGUUACACUUAGUGCUGAAGGAAUCAUAAUGUACAGUACAAAAAAAAAAAAAAAAAAAAGAAAAAAAAAGAAAGAAAGAAUAACAAGUGAAAGGACUGAAGAACCCCUUAAAAAAAAACCUUGUUCAUUUAUGAUGAACUGCAAAAUUUCAAUCACUGCUUUUAAAGGAAUGUCUAUUCUGGUAACAAAUCAGUGUCAUGAAGCCCAGCUAAAACAAAAAGAGUCGAUUAAACAUGACACAAAAGCAAAAUAAAAAUAAAAAAGGGACAGUAAAAAUAAAAGUCAUCUAGAAUAAUUUCGUCUGGUAAAGAACUCUUAGUAAAAUAAUAAACAGUCCUCCUAUGCCAGCGUUUGAGAAAUAUGAUAGGAGCCGUUAUUUUCAGCCACAGGCGUUUCAGACAAGGACUGAAUAGAAAACUAGCUUUUCAGCGAUAGCAGCCCAUGUACAUGCUUGACGUCUGUCAAGAUCUCAUAAAAAAUAAGAUAUCAGGAGUCUAGCAAUGAAUGUAGCAAAUGUAGCUUGACUCAUAUAUAUAUAAGAAAUACAUUUUACACAGCAUUUAUCAAGCAUGUAACUCUACUCAGGAAUGAUAGGAUCCUUAUGAGUCUUUUCGCACUAAAUUUAUGCCAUUUAUACUCCAUAAAAUACUUCCUGCUGACUGACCAAUGAAAUCAAUGCCUGGCUUAAAUAUGCAGUUUUUAUUGCUGUUCUACAUUAACAGGCUGAUCAAUACUUCCACGCAAACAUAUUGCUUUUAAUGAUGUCCGUGUCAUCCUCACAAAUCCACAGCGUGAACGUUCAGCUUGUUGACAACAGCAAAAUGUCAUGUUAUCAGUGCUCUGCCACAUACAGAACAUACUGUUAAGUAGCAACUGCCGCAAGCAAUUUACCUCCAGUGUGCUUCGGACUGCAAACUGCAGCGGCACCCUACUCAUUUCAUAAACUAUAUAUUCUAUAGUUAAUAUUCUGCCUAUUGCAGGUCUUUCGUGCCAAGUGAAAAUAAUUAAAGACCAGGGAUCCCUGGACCAGCUGAACCCCUGUGAUCAGCAGUCGGUGAUGCCCCCCUCGAGAUUGCUGUGGGUUAGCUCAUAUCGGCAUCAAGAAGAAGUCCAAAGUGCCCGGUGUCAUGAUAACGCAGUUUAUGGAGGAACUUCCAGAGGGAAUGUCAACUCCAGAUUUCACCCGCAAACCCAUUGCUCUGACUAUUCAAGAGGGUAAACAUGCAGUCUUCAAGGCCAAAGUAGUCGGCGAUCCCACACCUACUGUAACAUGGAGCAGAGCAAAUGGAGAAAUAUUUUUUCACUCUGAGGUGUGCCUGCAAAAGUAUGACAAUGCGUCUCAAGAACAUACCCUUGAGUUUCCUAAGGUUGCCCCCGAGGAUGCUGACACCUACAAGUGUUUUGCAACAAAUGAAUAUGGAAGGGCGGUCUGCACUGUUGUCUUGAAUGUUAUCGCAGUUGGAUUCUCUAAGACCAAGGAACUUCAGAAGACACAAGGAGAAGAUGUAACAGACUUCAGAAAAAAACUUAAAAAACGUAAUUCUGAUGGAACACGUGAGGAGAAGCCAAUGGAGCCAGAGGAGAAGGUCUGGGAAAUUCUACUUAGUGCAGACAAGAAAGACUACGAGCGGAUCUGCGCAGACUACGGUAUCACAGACUUCCGAGGCAUGUUGAAGAAACUCAACGAAAUGAAGAGAGAGAGAGAGGAGGAGAUUGCAGAGUUUGUGACACACAUCAGUACACUGAAACAUAUUGAGGUCAAUGAUGACGACUGUGCAACAAUUGAGUUGGACAUGGACCUCAAGGAUCCGAGCAGCAAAAUUUUCCUGUACAAGGAUGGCGUCAUGGUUCCAUUCACCAAAGAAGACGGUGAGGGGCUGAAGCACAGUUUGAAACAAGUCGGCAAGAAAUAUGUGUUCACAAUUAAAAAGCUAGGUUCGGAAGAUGCUGGACUGUACUCAGUGGACGUUGAGGGUGUCAAUGUAUUCUCCACGGAUUUUAAAGUACCUGAAGUCGACUUUGCUGUCAAAAUACAAGAGGUCAAGGCAGAAGAACGAGAGGAUGCCCUCUUUCAGUGUGUCCUGACUGCACCCAUGAAUGAGAUCAAAUGGUUUGGCAAAAGCGCCCCACUGACAAAUAGUGAGAAACAUGAAAUCAUUGUAUCUGAAGAUAAGCUUAUCCACAAGUUGAUUGUGCGGGACUGUUUGCCUUUGGAUGCUGGCAUCUAUGCUGCUGUGGUAGGAAUCAAGUCCUGCAAUGCGUGGCUUGUAGUUGAAGCUGACAAAGAUCCUGCCAACAAAGGCAAGAAGGCAGCUCGCAAAACUACUAUGGCCGGGGGUGGUAAUGACGAAGAACUGAUGAAAAUUGCGAAAGAACAACAGGAAAGAUAUCAAAAAGAAAUGGAAGAAAAAAUGGAAAUUGCCAAGAAGGCUCAAGCAGAGAAAGAAGCUGCAGAAGCAGCUGCCCGGGCGGAGGCAGAAGCAGCCAGAAAGGCAGAGGCUGAGGCCAAAGCUGAAGCUAAAGCUGCAGCUAAGGCAGCUGCAAAGUCAAAGCGAGCAGCAGCUGGUAAGGAUGGAGCAGUGAGGAGAACUAAGAAAAAAGACGCUGGUUCUGCCGGUGGCGCAGGCUCCGCUGCAGAUGGUGCUGGUGGGGCUGGAGGUGCUGGUGGUGCUGGAGCUGAUGGUGGCAAAGGUGCAGGUGCUGGUCAAGGCAUCAGAGCUGGUGCUGGUGCAGAUGGUGAAGGUGGAGGAGAAGAUGGACGUGGAGCUGGAGUCAAAGGUGGAGCUGGAGGUGGGGCUGGAGGUGGAGCUGGAGCUGGAGUUGGAGGUGGUGAAGGUUUGGGAGAAGAUUUUGAGGGAGAAGAGGACUACGAUUCGUUUGAAGAUUCUGAUGCAGAAUUUGAGGGAGAGGGAGAGGGAGCAAGAAAAGGAGGAGAGGGAGCAGGAAAAGGAGGAGAGGGAGCAGGAGAAGGAGGAGAGGGAGACGAAGAGGGAGGAGAAGGAGAUGGAGAAGGAGGAAAAUGCAGAAAACGUGUGAGAGAUGGUCCACUUCUUCCAGAUACUGUGAUAGGAGAUAAUAAUGAUGAGGAAACCACAAAUCAACAAGGUGAAAAAUCUGGGAAAAAAGGAAAACGUGCCAAAAAGAAAAAUGUGGAGGUUGAAGAACCUGUUGUUGACCCAGGAGUUCACUUUCAUGCUGGGCUUUCUGACUGCAAAGCCAUUAUUGGAGAAGCAGCAGAGCUGGAGUGUAAACUGAGCAGUGAAGACUGUCAGGGAAUCUGGUACAAAGAUGGAGAUGAGAUUAAAUCAUCUGAGGGUAUAACCAUUUCAAAAGAGGGAAGUUUUCACAGGCUGAAAAUUCACAAAGUCACAGAGGAAUUCGCUGGAAAAUAUAAAUUUGAAGCAGAUGGACGGAAAACAGAGGCUCUGAUUGUUGUUGAAGAUCCACCCAGAUUUAAUACCGAGGAACUGGAUGCAUUUAAAACUCCUGUAACAGUGAAAAAAGGACACAAAGCUACCUUCAAAUUACCUUAUAUUGGACGGGAUCCUAUAAAAGUUCAGUGGUACCUUGAAGGUGAAGAGCUUCAGGAUGAAUCAAACAUCAAGAUUGAGCACUCAGAAGGGUACAGCCGUCUGCUUCUAACUAAGCUGCAGCGCAAAGACAGUGGUGAAGUCAAGAUAAAACUCAAAAAUGAAUUUGGCACUGUUGAGGCCUUCAGCCAGCUUGUUGUCCUGGAUAAACCUACUCCUCCAAUGGGACCUCUGGAGAUUGUUGAGGCCUCAUCAUCCACAAUUGAAUUCAAGUGGAGACCCCCAAAAGACAGCGGUGGCUGCAAGAUACAAAACUACACCCUUGAACGGCAACAAGUUGGCCGCAACACCUGGAAGAAGGUAGGACCAAUUGGUCCGGAGGCCCAAUACAAGGACAAUGAUGUAGAUCACGGCAGGAGGUACUGCUAUCGCAUCCGAGUGGAGACUGAAAUGGGAAUCAGUGAACUAAUGGAAACGGAGGACAUUCAAGCUGGUACAAAAGCAUACCCUGGACCUCCAUCAGCACCAAAGGUUGUUAGUGCCUUCAAGGACUGCAUUAAUCUCGCCUGGUCCCCUCCUUCUGACACUGGAGGAACCAAUAUUCUGGGAUACAACCUCGAGAAACGCAAGAAGGGCAGCAACCUGUGGGGCCAAGUCAACCCACCCGAUCAGAUGAUCAAAGGUAAAGGAGUUGCUGUUAAAGACGUGGUUGAGGGCAUGGAGUACGAAUUCCGUGUGUCAGCAAUCAAUAACUCUGGAGCGGGUGAAUUCAGUACACCAUCUGAGUUUGUGUUUGCCAGAGACCCUAAAAAGCCUCCUGGUAAAGUCAUUGACUUGAAAGUGACAGAUUCCACCUACACAACCCUGUCCCUGUCUUGGACCAAAACCAAGGACAUUGAGGGGGUUGAGGAUGAAGCCAAAGGAUAUUUUGUGGAGAUCAGGCCUGCAGAAAACACAGACUGGGAUCGCUGCAAUUCAAAUGCAAUAACCAUGACUUCCUAUACAGUGAAAGGCAUGAAGUCAAUGGCCAUGUACUGGGUCAGAGUCAUUGCUACUAAUGAUGGUGGGGAGGGACAGCCUCAGGAGCUGGAUAAUUACAUCCUUGCCAUGCCUCCUCCUGUGAGGCCACGAUUCACAGAUGCAAAAAUCAAGAGUUUCAUGGUGGUGAGGGCAGGAAAUUCUGCACGAUUCAACAUUAACUUUGAGGCCUCGCCUUGGCCUGAGGUCAUCUGGCUGAAAGAUGGAGUGCCAGUGUCUAAAAAAGUGACCAUCAGCAAUGCAGAGGGCACAUCCCAGCUUCUGAUUCCCUCAGCUGAGCGGUCAGACACUGGAAUCUACACUAUCAUUGUCAAGAACAUUGUUGGCCAAGAGACAUUCAGCGUUGAAAUCAGAGUUACAGAUGAACCUAAGCCACCAGGUCCUGUGGAGCUUGAUGAAAACGUGCCCGGGACAGUGACUAUUUCAUGGACCGCAUCUCCAGAUGAGAAACGUGACGACAGGCUGCACUACAUGGUGAUGAAGCGCGAUUCAAACAAAAGAACUUGGAACUCCAUUGGAGAUCGGAUCUUCAACAAUAAAUUCACAGCCUGCAACAUAAUGCCAGGUCGAGAAUACCAGUUCAGAGUCUAUGCAAAGAAUGACAUGGGCUCCUCUAAUCCCUCUGAAUCACCAAAGUGGCUUAUUUCUCAGAAAAGAGAAAAGUUCACUGUGAACCUGCCAGAGUCAAAGGCCUGUGAUCUGCAGUGUCCUCCAAAGUUCAUUGUCCCACUGAAAAUGCACACUGCUCCUCAAGGUUAUGAAUGCUACAUGAGCUGUGCUAUAAAAGGAGAUCCAACACCACAUGUGACAUGGCUCCGCAACAAUAUCAGUCUGAAUACCAACACUAAUUACUACAUCUCCAACACCUGUGGAGUGUGUUCCCUGCUCAUAUUGAGGGUUGGACCUAAGGACACCGGGGAGUAUAAGGUUGUUGCAGAAAAUUCUAUGGGGAGGGCAGAGUGCUCCACUAAACUGACAGUCAGAGAAUAAAUGAACACACUGAAGAUUAUAGAAUUGCUCUAAAACCCCAACAGAAAGUUUUUGGUAAUUUACUUCAGAUACUACAUACGUUGUCUUUAGAUUUGAGCCAGCUCCAUCCGAUACAGAUAGAUUGGUGGUUUUUCAAAGUUUAAGUCACAAUGAGGUCUUAGGCAUAGACUACUAAAACCCAUAGACUUGUUGCUGAAGUAAAACCCACAAAUGUGUUGUUUUGAUUUCAACUGUGCAAUCAUAAUAAAAUGAAAGCUUAAAAUACUAAUGCGCAGUCUUGCAUAUUUUAACAAUAACAGUAUGCAUGUUAAACAGCAAAAAUAUUUAUAUAACAGGACAUUACGUAGCAGUGAUUUUAAAACUUAAGGGUGUUUGCCUAAAGCUCCUGCAACUAUAAGCUUAUGUCUUUCGAUUCAUUUUUGGAUGUAGGUUUCUUUUCACAUUGGUAUGAGAAGAGAUAACAGAAUGAUACUGACAUGAAAAAUUUAUUUAAUCCUGAUUGUUUGUUGUAGUAUGUUAUACAUAAGAAAAUAUGUGUGGGUUUGGUGUAAAUAAAUGUUUCAUUCAUUA
Messenger RNA from Toxotes jaculatrix (banded archerfish), 9077 nucleotides. Its product is annotated as immunoglobulin-like and fibronectin type III domain-containing protein 1. The transcript is spliced from 24 exons. The coding region runs from base 4077 to 8507 and encodes 1476 amino acids. Gene Ontology annotation, molecular function: protein binding. The record is from RefSeq and is a predicted model, not a curated record. Lineage: Eukaryota; Metazoa; Chordata; Actinopteri; Toxotidae.